GCGUGUUGCGGCACGGCGGGGGUGACGUGGCAGUGGCUGAGGCGGGCUCGGCUCUGCUGGCCUCAGCGCGGACACAAGAUGUUGACGCUGGGCGAGUGUUCGGUGCUGUUCGGCCUCCUCGCUUACUUGUGCGGCGCCUCCGCGUACUUCGUCAGCAUCGAUGCGCACGCCGAGGAGUGCUUCUUCGAGAAGGUCACGUCGGGCACCAAGAUGGGCUUGAUCUUCGAGGUGGCCGAGGGUGGCUUCCUGGACAUCGAUGUGGAGAUUACGGGACCUGAUGGCAAAAAUAUUUACAAGGGGGACCGUGAAUCCAGUGGGAAGUACACUUUUGCUGCACACAUGGACGGGACGUAUAAAUUCUGUUUCAGUAACAGAAUGUCUACCAUGACCCCCAAAAUAGUCAUGUUCACCAUUGACAUUGGAGAGGCACCGAAAGGACACGACAUGGAAACGGAAGCUCACCAGAACAAGUUGGAAGAAAUGAUCAACGAGCUGGCCGUGGCCAUGACGGCGGUGAAGCACGAGCAGGAGUACAUGGAAGUGCGUGAACGGAUACACAGAGCAAUCAACGACAACACAAACAGCAGAGUGGUCCUCUGGUCAUUCUUCGAAGCUCUGGUACUGGUUGCUAUGACGCUUGGACAGAUCUACUACCUGAAGAGAUUUUUUGAAGUCCGAAGGGUGGUCUAAACAUGUGCAGACAUUCAGCAUGGAAGAAACAGUUUGAAAAGUAUCUGGUCACAACCGCUUUUAUUACAUUGUCACUUGACUGAAACCCUUUUGCGCACUGUUAAUGAUCUUUUACUGCUGUUUAUAUUAACACCCUUUGAAGUAUGUUGGGAAUGUUGGGAGUCUGUGGGCUUAACAGAAUUUUGUAGAGGCCGGGAGUUACAUUGUAGGAGACUUUUGAUGCUCCAAUCAAUUCAGAUUCUGAAAAAUCAAAACAAAUUCCUUCUAAGUACGCUUUAAUUUGCUUCGCUGGAAUUGGUAACAUUGCUGAUGGGCUUAAAAAGCAAAGGCAUUAGGUAUAUGAGUUACUGAUUAAGAUGUGACUAGUAUGCGUACACCUUAAAACUCAAUUUUCUACAAUUUAUUUUCAGUUACAGUUUAUCUUCUUGUUUCGAGGACAUGGUUUUGCAUUUGACAGCAACCUAGGGGCAACAUUGUCCAAUUGCUUCACAGUGCCACAACUGUACAGGAAAUCUUUACUCCAGAUCAGUUUAUCUUAGAAAAGAUCAUAAAUCCCCUUUACUGUUUUGGAAAUCAUUUUUGUUAAUGUGUAAGUUUCCUUUUGGAAGAUUAUUGGUCCUUGUAAAGUGGUUGUAUACUUGACGGUCUCUGGAAAUUUACAGUUGGUUCAGUAGCUGAACUGUAGGUUUUUUUUUGUAUACUGUGCAGCCACUUCAAUCAUGUCUCAUGUAGUCUUUCUUUGUCAUUUCAUUCUGUUUUUCACCACUGAAAUCAAAUUUGCUGCUGGGAAUAUCAGGUUAUGAGUGUGGAUUUUAAACAUCCACUUUAAUUGCUUUGCAGUAAUUGGAAACAUUGGAUUAAAUUGUAAACACAGGAAAACAGGAAUGUGAGCUACUGUGACUAUAGUAUGAAUAAGUUUAAUAUGCUUGGUCUUUUGAAACAUCUUUUCAACAAUUUUCUGCAAGUUUUUUCAGGUUAUAGGUUUACCUUUUCGUUCUAGACGUCACAGUUUAACUUUCGCUCAGUGAACUAAGACAACCCAAUCCACAACCUCGACGGUUCACUGUCAGGCUUACUUAUAUUAACUAAAGAGAACGUUACUGGAUUCCAGAAAUGUUGCAAUUUAACAUAAUCCCUGGUGGGCUGUACAGUGACCCGAUUCCAUCUGAUGACCUCUGAUCGUCCGACUUGGGUUGUGAUAUGCACUGUUUGUUUUGCUGUCUUGUUUUUCUGUUUGGAAUAAUUGGCUGGGGUUCUCUUUGUCCUCUCCAUUAACUGUACUCCUUGCCAAGCUAUGAUGAAAGAGCAGUGAAAGGAUUUUGGGGGAGGGUAACAUUUAAAAAAAAAUAAAAUAAAAAUAAAUAAGUGGCACAGAUAUUAAAAUAGUUCAUGCUAGAGUUUUCAGUAGAAUAUUAAUAUCUAAAGUGCAAGUCAGAGCUGUUUAUGUUCUGUCUUGGCACGUCUGCACAUCCUCUGUGACUGGGUACGUUACUGUACAAAUGGACCCUGUCUGUGCAACUUUAUUUUGUCCAGGAUACCUGGGCAAUACCUUGGAAUUGGACUGGAUUUUCUGCCUAUGAAGACUUAUGAUGGAAAAUGCUUGUGAGAUUGUGAAACUUUCAAAAGAUCGGGUUUAUAAAACUUAAAUCUUAAAGGAAAUGCUGCUGUGUCUGCUAAUUCUUUUCCAGCGUCUUUUGACUCAAUCUGAUGUAAAUUAAAGUUUGAAUGUUUCCAAUGAAAUAGCCACAUGCUAAUAUGUAGUUAAUACUUCAUUUGCUUUUAAGCCUCCAGGGGAGGCUGUGGAGUUUUCGGUGUUUGUUUUUUGUCCUUUGUGAAUGUGAGGGACUUGUAUUUGGUUUCUAGAUUCUAAUCUAUAUAAAAGUACUUGGUAAA
Messenger RNA from Hypanus sabinus (Atlantic stingray), 2583 nucleotides. It is a transcript of the gene tmed2, whose product is annotated as transmembrane p24 trafficking protein 2. The transcript has 4 exons. Bases 79 to 690 code for a protein of 203 amino acids. The record is from RefSeq and is a predicted model, not a curated record. Lineage: Eukaryota; Metazoa; Chordata; Chondrichthyes; Myliobatiformes; Dasyatidae. Gene Ontology annotation, cellular component: Golgi apparatus; endoplasmic reticulum-Golgi intermediate compartment; COPII-coated ER to Golgi transport vesicle. Gene Ontology annotation, biological process: intracellular protein transport; Golgi organization; endoplasmic reticulum to Golgi vesicle-mediated transport.